This is a messenger RNA of Xiphias gladius (swordfish), 781 nucleotides long. It is a transcript of the gene tsr2, whose product is annotated as TSR2 ribosome maturation factor. The record is from RefSeq and is a predicted model, not a curated record. The coding region runs from base 54 to 569 and encodes 171 amino acids. Gene Ontology annotation, biological process: maturation of SSU-rRNA from tricistronic rRNA transcript (SSU-rRNA, 5.8S rRNA, LSU-rRNA). Gene Ontology annotation, cellular component: nucleus. The transcript has 5 exons. Lineage: Eukaryota; Metazoa; Chordata; Actinopteri; Istiophoriformes; Xiphiidae.
GUCUGAUCACAUUCUGCUUCUUCAUUCGACUGUUUUCGUCUCUCACAUCCAACAUGGCGGCCUCCGCGGCUUCACGUGAGCUGUUUACGGAGGGAGUAAGAGCGGUUCUUCAAACCUGGCCCGUUUUACAGAUUGCGGUGGAUAACGGGUUUGGGGGGGUCUAUGGGCAGCAGAAAGCUGAUUGGAUGGUGGAUGUUGUUCAGCAGUAUUUCCAUGACAACGCCGACCUGCAGCAGUGUGAGGUUGAGGAUUUCAUCGCUGAACUGAUGGAUCAGGAGUUUGACACAGUGGUGGAUGAUGGGAGUUUACCUCAGGUGUCUGAGAGUCUGCUGCAGGUGUUCAGUCAGUGGCAGCAGGGGGCGCUGCAGCAGCUCCAACACACUAUCAACACUCUGACACAGAAGAAAAGUCAGAGGGCAAAGGUCACUGCUCUGCCCGCACAGUCUGAUGAAGAGCGCGAUGAUGAAACACAGGUGAUGGAGUGUGAAUCGUCCAGUCCAUCAGUCAGCAGAACAGAUGCUCCUCAGGAUGAAGAGGACGGCUGGACAGUGGUAAGGAAGAAGAAAUGAAGAGCAGUACGAACUGUUGAACUCAGAGACUGAAGCAGCUGACUUCUGACCUUCGUGAUGAGAGCGUGUGACUCAUUGAAUCAGACUGAGUUUUUUAUUAGAAGCAGAUCUUUGCAGCAGCUGAGUCCUACGCCAGCCUCCACCUCUUUCAGCCUGAAAAUAUCCUGACGGGACGGAUUGUUGUUUUUAUAAUAAACCUGUUCAAGAUACGG